CCGUGCCGUGCUGCUGUGGAUGGGAGGGGGGAGUUGUUUGGGGAUGCUGGGCCGGAGCUGUCGCGUUCUCUCUCGGCUCAGCUCGUCGGUUCCUCGCUAGCAUCCGAUCCGCGGCCGGGCAUUGCUCGUGUGGCGGCGGAAUGAGGAGCUUGCGGUGAUCGCUGCUCGUUUUCGGUAAACACGGGUCGCUCCCGGCGGCUGCUGACAUCGAACACACCGUGAGGCCUUUCCCUCUGCAGAGCUGUCACAGUCUGUGUGUGGGUACUGUGUUGUGCUGCUGCCGUGGGAAAGAUGAACGAUGUAUGCCAUCUUCAUGUUGUGAGCUAGAGAUGAAGGGCAUGAGGUGUCUCGUUCAUUUGUGUUGACAUCACGAGGUUAGCAUUAGCUACAACACCUUGACUCCUAGAGUUACUACAGCAUUGUUAUUACUGCCCUGUCACAUUAGCAGAGAGUGAAUAGCUAUGGCUGAGCAAGACAUUUGUCCCCACCUGGACUCCAUAGGGGAGGUAACCAAAGAGGACCUGCUCCAGAAAUCCAAGGGGACCUGCCAGUCGUGUGGAGCAGGUGGCCCGAACCUGUGGGCCUGUCUGCAGAAUGAUUGCCCUUACGUUGGUUGUGGAGAGUCCUACUCUGAUCACAGCACCCUGCACGCACAGGCUAAACGGCACAAUCUGACGGUGAACCUGACCACGUUCAGAAUCUGGUGUUACGUUUGUGAGCGGGAGGUGUUUCUGGAGCACAGGCCUGCCCUGGUGCCAGUCCCCGCUGCUCCCCACCACUGCAAAGCCACGGAGCAGGAAGCCGCUCCUCAGCCAGUAGGUCACCCACUGAAAGCCGUUCCGAUCGCUGUGGCAGAAGACGAAGGUUCGGAGUCAGAGGAGGAUGAGCUGAAACCUAGAGGCUUGACAGGAAUGAAAAACAUUGGAAACUCUUGCUACAUGAAUGCAGCUCUCCAGGCCCUGUCCAACUGUCCUCCUCUCACUCAGUUCUUCCUGGACUGCAGUGGACUGGUCCGCACCGACAAGAAGCCUGCUCUCUGUAAGAGCUACCAGAAACUCAUCUCAGAGCUCUGGCAUAAAAAACGGCCCAGCUAUGUAGUCCCCACCAGUCUGUCUCAUGGCAUCAAACUCGUAAACCCCAUGUUUCGUGGUUACGCUCAGCAGGUAGGGGCAAGCACCCAGCAGGACACUCAAGAGUUCCUGCGCUGUCUGAUGGACCAGCUACACGAGGAGCUGAAGGAGCCUCUGACGGAGUGCAGCAUGAGUGGCGAAGAAGGCGACGGGGAGGACAGAAGAGACGGCGACCGCUCCCCGUCGGAGGAUGACUUCCUGUCUUGCGACUCUGGCUCCAGCAGCGACCGGGGGGAGGGAGGAGGCAACGGUGACGGUGAGCUGCUCGUGCAGGAUGUGUGCGACGGGGUCAGGUUGCCGGUGGCUGGCGUCAGUCCCGGCGGGGUCAUCUCGGAGAAGGAGAGGCUGAAGGAGCGAAGAGUGUCCGGCUCGUCCCUCCGUGGAGGCUCGCAAGAGAUGGACGAGGACGCUGAUGUGGAUACAGCGGCUGUGGAGGAGGUUCCUGCGACGGGGGAGGAAGAGGGGACGCCAACACCAACGCCAAACGCUGAGGUUCAAAACCAAGAAAACAACCAGACAUUAAAUACGCCGCAAGUGCAAGCCCAGAGCAGCAACACCUCAGAGCCAGACAAUGAAGCAUCCAUGGCCCAGCCACAGUCCACUCCCUGCAGUCCUGUGCGGACACUUCAGGAGCUGCACACCAAACUGCCCUCAAGUCCACCUCGCUCCAGCCCGCUCCGCUCUGCAGGACCACUGUACUCGUUCAAAAAAGCUCAGCUGCUGCUCAGUGCCAGGAAGAAGAAACAGUCCCACUAUCGCAGUGUGAUCUCCGACAUCUUCGAUGGCUCUAUCCUCAGUCUGGUCCAGUGUUUAACCUGUGACAGGGUGUCUAACACAGUGGAAACCUUCCAAGACUUGUCCUUACCUAUUCCUGGUAAAGAGGAUUUGGCCAAACUCCACUCGUCCAUCCACCAAAACCUUCCAGUCAAGACGGGGGUGUGUCCCGACACCUAUGGCUCGCAGGGCUGGAUCACCUACAUCAUGGACUCCAUACGACGGUUUGUAGUCUCGUGUAUCCCCACUUGGUUCUGGGGGCCCAUGGUGACACUAGAGGACUGCCUCGCUGCCUUCUUUGCUGCAGAUGAACUCAAAGGGGACAACAUGUACAGCUGUGAGAGGUGUAAAAAGUUGAGAAACGGUGUCAAAUAUUGCAAAGUGCUGCGACUUCCAGAGAUCCUGUGCAUUCACCUGAAACGCUUCCGGCACGAGGUCAUGUAUUCGUUCAAGAUAAACAGCCACGUGUCGUUCCCAUUGGAGGGCCUCGACAUGCAACCCUUCCUGGCUAAAGAGAGUCCAUCUCAAGUCACCACUUACGAUCUGCUGUCAGUCAUUUGUCACCACGGCACGGCAGGAAGUGGACACUACAUAGCUUACUGUCAGAAUGUGAUUAAUGGACAGUGGUAUGAGUUCGACGAUCAGUAUGUAACAGAGGUCCAUGAGACGGUGGUGCAGAAUGCAGAGGCCUAUGUGCUGUUCUACAGGAAGAGCAGCGAGGAGUCGGUGAGAGAGCGGCAGAAGGUGGUGGCUCUGGCCAACAUGAAGGAGCCCAGCCUGCUGCAGUUUUACAUCUCCAGAGAAUGGCUCAACAAGUUCAACACCUUCGCAGAACCAGGCCCCAUCAGCAACCACACAUUUCUCUGUCAGCAUGGGGGGAUCCCUCCUAAUAAAUACAACUACAUUGACGACCUGGUUGUGAUAGUUCCUCAGAAUGUGUGGGAGUACCUUUACAACAGUUUUGGAGGCGGCCCUGCAGUCAACCACCUGUACAUGUGUGCCAUCUGCCAGGUGGAGAUCGAAGCUCUGGCUAAACGCAGAAAAAUGGAAAUCGACACCUUCAUCAAGCUGAACAAAGAGUUCCAGGCCGAAGAGGCUCCGUCAGUGAUCCUGUGUAUCAGCAUGCAGUGGUUUCGAGAGUGGGAGGGCUUUGUGAAGGGCAAAGACAAUGAGGCGCCUGGUCCCAUCGACAACAGUAAAAUCGGCGUCAUGAAGAGCGGACACAUACAACUAAAGCAAGGUGCAGACUAUGGUCAGAUCUCAGAGGAGACGUGGCAGUACUUGUUGGGUAUUUAUGGCGGCGGCCCUGAGAUCGCGGUGAGACAGACGGUGGCCCCUGCCGACCCCGACAGCCUCCACGGCGAGAGGAAAAUCGAGGCAGAGACCAGAGCACUUUGAGAUAUAAAGAGAGGUCUUCUGAUUCCACGUUUCACUCCUGCCCUCACAAGACGCUGAGGAAUUUGCACCUUGGUGAAGAAGCCUUGCUGUGAGCACUUUGUAAAUGUAGCAACAUAUUACGCCGAGUCUGUGUCGCAGGGAGGUGAUGAAGGCACUUAACUAUCACAUAGUUUAUUUAUUGGACAACUCUGAUCCUCGAUGUUAAAAAGGUGUAGUAAUAAUCGUAUCAGCAUCCCUGGCUGUGUGUGGUAGCUAUGGUGUUUCAGUGGCUGCUGUAUAGCGACUCUAGGUGUCAUAUACUGCUCAGCUGGCGGUGGUGGGCCGACAGCCGCUGGCAUCGUGAGCCAGAACGACGAGGAGGACAGAACUGCAGCGUGAUGUUUGGUUUUCAUGACUUCUCCUCUAGUCGUCGGAAGCAACAACAACCAGUAGACGUUAACAAGCUUUAUGUUGUUUGCCUGUUUACUAGUUGCAUAGGAACGUGAGAGAUAUUGCAUAAAUCAUACUCUUGCACCUCCAACCUUAAGUAGACAAACACUGAGCCCUCAGGAAUGAAAGACUUCUGUUUGUUUCAGCCAGUGAAAUGACCAGAUUAAUGGACUCUUAAAGGUAAAAUACCACAGUGGGUUUGUUUGCAUGUAUGGAGUCUAAAAACACACAUUUAGGGUCAUUUAUAAUUGAACAGCUUCAAAAUACAUGCAACUGAGAACUCCUCUUUUUGGACCAGUAAGGAUAUUUCACUGACACCAGUUGUUUGGCGGGACAAUGACAAAUUUAAGUGUUCAAAAGUAUGGAAAUAUUGACUAUUUCUAUUCAGUUUAUAUCAGUACUAUACAGAAAUCAAACUUAGCAACAUGUAGAUAUCGUUUUCGAGUAGAGAAAUACCAAAUUUAUUAAAAGACUGAUUUAAGACAGAGAGAUUGCAGAAAGAAAAUGAUGUAUCUGGUGCAAUAACGAAGGAGCAUUAAGAGAAUGUCUAUAACAGGCUUCUCUGAUAGGGAGUUGACACAGGGAGGUUGUAGGAUUUAUUGCGGCGUGAAUAACAUUAUUAGAGGAUAUAAAUCCAAAUUGACCAGGAAUGCAGUGUCCAUUUAAACCAAGAGGGGGCAGUAUUAAGAGAUGAGAUGAGAGAAAUAAUCUCACAAAAUAAUUAGCACAACAUGCACAAACUCAUACCUGUAAAAGCGGUGAGGUCAUUUAUGGUACUAUUUUGUUUUUGUCAAAUAUAUUUAUUUAUUGUUGAAAAUAUAUUGUUUUCAGUUCAUCAGACGAAUGAAGCUGUUUCCUGUGGAAGGGGGUUGUUUACUAGAAGGCAUUUGCUUCGUAAAAUAUUUAUGCGUCUCCAAUUUCUCAUUGCUGAGUAUUCCAUGUAAAAAUACACCUGUUUUCACUGUGUAACACUCCAUGGUUUCCUUAUUCAAGAUUCUGUUGUAAAGACACGUCCAUCCAAAGAGCAAGUGAAGAAACACGAGGAUCCCCAAAUCACAGAGCUCAGUUUCGAGAAAAUCUUAUACCUUGUUUGUUUCUUAUGUUAUGUAUAUAAUUUAAUCACAAACCCAUCAGACACAGGUGUGUUGUACAUUUUUACAUAAUUUGCGACAGUUCUAACCUCUGCCAACAGUUACUGGCAGCAACUAUGUUUUACUCUGAAAUAUCAAGAAAAACACAUUGGGUAGAUUGUCUAAUCAGUGCGAGAUUACAUUCGAACUGGAGUAAAAUCUUUAGGAGAAAUUCUGAGUCAGUCCAAGUCAAGUUAAAUAAACCUCGUCCUCCACUGUCUCACUGUAGAUAAAUCACAUGCUUGCCUUGUGACCCGUGGAAAAUAAAAUCCAUCAAUCAUGUAGUCAGAUAAAACUUUGCCUUUCCAUGUUCCAUAUGUACUUAUGAAUAAGCACCAAUUUUGAAAGCUAAAAACUAAAACAAAACCUCUAGAAGUCAGAGAUCCACUUGGACAAAUGCUGCUAUUCACAUAUUACCAGUCGAAACUAACACAAGACUAUUUAAUAUACACAAGUGAAAAUGGGUAAAAACCUACAGUUUUCAAUACGAUAUAACUAAAUAUGAGAACGCACAUUGUACAGAACAGUACUUUAGCUGCCAUGCAGUAUUCACGUGACACAGUGGUCAAUACAUUUCACUUUUUAUCUACUGAUUUUGUUGCAGAAUUAGAAGAAUUAAAUCUGAAAUAUAGACAUGAAAAUUAUAACUUGAAUUUGAAAGAAUAUGAUCAAGUCAAAACUGAUGAUCUGCAGUACAGUCACUCUGCCUUGGAACACAGUGCCUUCAAGCCCUUCCACACCCACAAUGCACCUGCACAGGUCUUGGUGACCUCAUGAAUUCCCUGCAUAGCUCUGCUCAGCUUCAGCCUGAGCGUGGGUCAGCCACAUAAAGUGAAAACAUCUGUUUGUGUUCGGAGGCCUCAGUAAAUCUUCAUCCACCUUCACACAAGAAAGUACAGAAGUGCAUUGCAUUCACAAAAGAAAUUAAAAAGUUUCUCAUAAUUGUGGGUUAGCGAGUCAAGUUAUGACUAAACUAUCUCGUAAUUAUUAGGAAAGAUGUCAUACAUUUCCAAACUCGUAAUUUUAAUAAAUCAGUGGGACAGGAGUUGGCUUCAUUGUGAAUCAUCUGGUUUUACGAUGUCUUCAGUAUCAGAGAAAUUCAAUGGUAGCUGUGUGUACAUCCAGUGUAAAACAUAAGGAAGCAAAUUGCUAUUUAAUCUUGUUUUCAUCAAAAAACAUAACUAUUAAUUAAAUUCUGACCCAUUUCUCUUAAUUACGAGACCAGUUUCUUGUAAUUUUGGAAUCUUUUCUUGUAAUUUUGGGGGGGGCACUCCUGUCAUCUUUGGAUGUUUAUUCGCUGUCGCACAAAGAAUCAGAUAAGAUACUCAAUGCCGGUAUCAUGUUUGGUAAAUCUGAAGCUGGAGCCAGGAGCCAGUUAACCGAGCACAGCGAGUGUAAACAGGAAAACUGCAAACCUGGUUCUGUCCAAAACUGAGAGACCUAUUAUUGUUUCUAUCUGUAUAAAAACCAAAGUGUUGAAACUAUUUGAAAGAGUCGUGCUAGAUGUUUCCCUUUGUUUACAGCAUUUAUGCUAAGCUAACCAACUUCAGUUCCACAAUUACUAUACAUGUGAAAGAAGUACUGAUCUUCUCAUCUAACCCUGCAGGAAACUAUAGAAGAGACUACUAAUCUUUUUAAAAUAUUGGGUAUAUAUCUGCCAUUGCCAAUAAGCUCUCUUUGGAGCCCCACCUAUGCUAGGGACCAAAACUUUGUCACAAACUGGACAAAAAAUACCUUAUUCCCAUGGGCCUUAAAAGCCCCACGAUCUAUGUUGUUUAAAUGUAAUUUAUCACCUGUAGUAAUUUGAUUUUCUGCAAUUUUGUUUGGGAAUAUUCACCAAUAAAGCACAAUAUUUUUUGACAUGUAAGAUCCAUUUGUUGCUCAGUGGAUUAUAUUUGCCCCGUGGCCCCAGGAGGGUAAAUCAAUCCAUACUAGGGCUGAAAAUCUAAAUAUUCUCUCCUGAAUACAUUUUUGUCCCUUAAUUUAUAACCUUAUAUUUGUGUUUAUGGCCUCAGUAAAUCUUCAUUCACCUUCACUCAAGAAAGUACAGAAGUGCAUUGCAUUCGCAAAAGAAAUUUCAAAGUGUCUCAUAAUGUGGGUUAGUAAGUCAAGCUGUGACUAAACUAUCUCGUAAUUAUUCGGAAAGAUGUCAUGUUUCCAAACUCGUAAUUUUAAGAAAUCAGUUAGCAGGAGUUGGCUUCAGGACUUGUGAAUCAUCUGGUUUUACGAUAUCUUCAGUAUAAACCAGAUAAGGAUCAUUACCAGAAGCUACUUAAAAGAACAUCCCUGUGGCAAUAUAUCCAAGCAGGUGUGAACCAAAAUACUUGAGGUGCUUUAAUUUUCCACUGCAGAUAUUUUGACUUGUCAUAGCAGAAAAAGCACAGGUGUGACGAACACCAGUAACAAUCCAAAUACUAAAUUAGACUGUCAGCUGAAUUAAAAUGGUUCAGCUGGGCUCUAAAACCAGAACGCCUAGACGGAAGGCAGCAGGUUUUUUUUUACUGUAUUAAACAACACUGACAUAUAUCACCAUUCAAGUUAUACAUCCAGCUGUUACAGAGCAACAUUACCAUUUGGAGUCGUGGCCAAAUGGCAAAUUUGGGUCCGACAUUACCGCUCUUUUAGCUCUGUUUUUGGUCUCCACCAACUCCGUAAGAGAAAUAUAAUGCUAUGAGAGUGAUGAGAAUGAAGCUCAUUGAAGCUGCGGGUAAAUUUAUAUUCAGGUGACAAUUGUGUUCAUCCCUCGAAGCGACCCCUUUCAGAUUAUACCUUCUUUUCAACUAUUAUAAAAACAUUGAUUAGACCCGCUUUGAGUUUAAAGCUGACGGCUGUGUUGCAGCCCAGCUAGCGUUAAUCUGGCCGGCAGAGCGAACGUUCGGAUCCUCUCCCAGACAUCUCAGGUGAAAAACUUUGAAUACACAGAUGUCACAGAACAACCACAAGUCUGUGGUUGAGCCUCAGACAGUCUGAAUUACCGAGGACCAAAAUACUUGAAGAGAUGAUUGGAAAGCCGCUUGAUUAAUAUUGUUCAUUUCUCCUUAAAAUGUCCAGCUGUGACAUGUCAAACAUCUGUCCAUGUUGUGUUUGUCAAUGUGUCCGAAGAACAAUUCAUUAAUUUUCAUAACAGAAAAUAUUUAUUUGUCUUAAGUUUUAUCUUUUUUCUUUCCCCACAUGUCCAAACUAUAUCUACAAUGAUAAUAUUAAUACUGUGGGUAUAUGUGUGCGACGGGGAGAUACCUUCUGUGAGACUAUGUGCAAUGAAAAAGAAAAUACUAAUCUUUGUGCAAUCUUCGCCCUGUCAUCAGAGAUACUGGACAGCUAUCAACAGAGCUGACAGUAAAACCCGGGGCAACGCAGCUUAUUAUGUUGCAGUGUUACGAAGUGUCGAGUGGUAAUUACUUUUCCCCACCUGUGAGUGUGUUUACUUGUGUUACGACACGUAGCUAUGCGUGUGGGAUUUCCAUUUCGCUGGAAGGUACAGGAAUUUCUGUGGUUGGACAGAGUGGAAUCAGGCCUGCACACAGCACAACAGGGUUUCACUGGCUCAUGUUUUCAUCCUCACAGUGUGUGUGGUAGUUGUGGUCAUGAUAUCGGUGAUGCUUUGAAACAACAUGGGAUUUAAGUGGUUGACCUCAAUUCAAUGGGAUGUCUUAAUGUCUGUGUAACUGAUGUAAUUAAUCAUGACUGGUUAAAUGAUUAAAAUUGCCUGAUCUUUGA
Molecule: messenger RNA, 8578 nt
Organism: Hippoglossus stenolepis (Pacific halibut)
Lineage: Eukaryota; Metazoa; Chordata; Actinopteri; Pleuronectiformes; Pleuronectidae
Gene: usp20
Product: ubiquitin specific peptidase 20
Exons: 24
Coding region: 462-3302 (946 amino acids)
Biological process (GO): protein deubiquitination
Molecular function (GO): cysteine-type deubiquitinase activity; zinc ion binding
Source: RefSeq, a predicted model, not a curated record